Molecule: messenger RNA, 4898 nt
Organism: Plutella xylostella (diamondback moth)
Lineage: Eukaryota; Metazoa; Arthropoda; Insecta; Lepidoptera; Plutellidae
Biological process (GO): regulation of transcription by RNA polymerase II
Molecular function (GO): RNA polymerase II cis-regulatory region sequence-specific DNA binding; DNA-binding transcription factor activity, RNA polymerase II-specific; protein dimerization activity
Source: RefSeq, a predicted model, not a curated record
UUGGCCGGCCGAGCAGGCCCGAGCGCCCCCGACGCCGCCCGAGCCCCGCCGAGCGCGCGCCGCCUCCGCCAGUGUGUUUUUGCCGUCGGUACACGCAGUCGUCAUCGACACGACAAACGCUUUUUAUUUAUAGUUAAUCGAAUAAAAGUCGGGUUCCGUUUGUGAAUACCUGUGUCAAACCAAGGAAGCGAUAAAUAUGAGUAUUGCUGAUCUCAUCCAGGCUGCUGAAUUCAUCGAAAGGCGAGAUAGAGAGGCCGAGCACGGCUACGCGUCCACGCGGCCCAGCGAGCGCAGCCCGCGCCGGCCCAAGACCAAGAAGUCGCAGGGAAGCAGGACGACUCAUAACGAAUUGGAAAAGAACAGGAGAGCACACCUCAGAAGCUGCCUAGAAAAACUAAAAGACAUGGUGCCCCUCGGCCCCGAGGCCUCCAGACACACAACCCUAGGAUUAUUAACUAAAGCCAAAAGAUUUAUAAAGAGCCUAGAAGAGCGGGAAAAGCGCCACUCCUCCCACAAGGAGCAGCUAUCCCGCGAGCAGAGGUACCUGCGGCGGCGGCUGGCGCAGCUGCGCGCCUCGCCCGCGCCCCCCGCGCGCCCCCCGCUGCCGCACACGCGCGCCGACUCGCUCAGCAGCCUCGAGUCCUCGUCGGGGGUUUCUACCGCUGAUCGUUCGCCCUCCUCCGUGUCUGAAAGCGACGAGGUGGACGUGAUAGGCUACACGUCGAACCAGAGCGACAGCGAGUCGCUGGUGUCGGGGCGCAGCGGCAGCGGCGACAGCGGCCUGGGCGUGCGAGCCGUGCGCCGCCGCCGCGCGCCCACAGACACCACGCUGCUCGUCUAGAAGACUGUGCGUGCACGGCCGGCGCAUGGGGGUGUAGCGCGAAAACUGUAGAACAUUUUGUUGAUAUAUGUACUAAGGCAAAUGUUGUUUCUUGUGACUGGUGAUACCUAACUAUUCUUCGGUGAACGUUCUUAGUAGUGUCGAGAUCGCUGUAGAGGCUGACGGGACCUCGCCGGGAUCCCGCGGGAACUGGGAACUCCGGGAUUAGAGAACUCCGGGAUUCGGGAACUCCGGGAUCCGGGAAACACCGCGGGCCGCCGAAUGCGCUCCGCCACUAAAGUAAUGCCCUUUUGUCAAGUGUCUGGGUGAUGUCGGAAAUUGUAUUGUAAUAUUUUUUGUAUUGGCUAAUUUAUUCGGUAAAAGUACAUUGGUUUUCUUCUGAUGACCUGCAUUUGUUUAAAAUAUUUUUUAUUAUUUUUGUAAUGUUCUGGUAUUUUUUUUAUAAAAUUUGUAAGUACAAUUUCCAACUGAGCCGGGAAACUAUUAUUUUAUUCGAUCACCGCCGACAGACCAACACAUUACACUAAAACUCCAAUUUUACCAUCUCUGAGUACAAAAUUGCCAAAAAAUAUAUUCAAAGAUUAUUUUUCCUUUUUCUUACUUAUUUAUUUAAAAAAAACAACUGACAUGCUAAUAAAUCAAUCUUUUCUACCUGCAUCUUAACUUUCAACUCUUACUUUUUUGUCUUUUCAUUCCCUUCACUAUGUUAUGAACAAAAAAAGCUUGUAAAAAAGAUUAUUUUCUGUAUAACAGAUUCUAUAUUUUUUAUUAUACUUUUACUUUAAGAAAUCUUUAUUAUUCAAUAUUAAUUUAGUGCUAAUAUAUUUUCCUCCAAAGAAGAAUUAACAUAAUAUAUUUCAUGUCAUAUAUUAUGUGAAACGAUCGACAAAAUGGCCCCUACAUUAAUGUUCAUUUAUUUAAUCAUAUUUUUAUUUUAUCCCCUGACUCACUAUAAUGGACUAUAGAAUGUACGGUAAAUGGGAAGCGUUCUAGAAAACUCUAGUAGGUACUUAUUGUUAUCAUUUUUCACAAAAGUUGCUAUUUCUAGCUCAUGUUGUAUAGAUAAAUAUCAAUUUUAUAUCUGUAUAUAUAAUUAUUUUGUUGUAUAAAUUAAUCAAAUAGAGUUAGAUCUGUAAUUUUAUUUGGUGUGUUCUGAAUGCUGUUGCGUCAGAAUCACUUUUUAAUUACUUUUUUUUUAUAUUCGCAAGGGUUUAUAAGAGCGAAACCCACCAAAAAAUUCAUUAAACAUUAAUUUAAGUUUUAUUCUUCAGUCCGUCAAAUUAACUUAUUGUAACUUAUUUUCGGCUAUGAUCCUUAAAAAAAACUGUAAUUUUGAGCUUUUGUUGUAAAUCAAUUAAUUUUACAGCAAACAUUUUAUUCCACAUAACAGGCCGCUUAAUUCCACGGAAUUAUUUUCUUAUACAAAUUAUCAACAUCACCAACUAACUUUUGUAUUCUUAAGUAUUAAUUUGAAUAUUAAUGAUCUCACGUCUUUGUCACACAGCACCAAUGUAGUAAUUUGUCAUUCGUGUAAUUGGUCCUUUUAUAUUCCUCUAUUUAUUCGCAUAUUUUUCUAAAAAAAUAUUAUUUAUUCAUAUAGAAUUUAUCAUAUAGAGUAGUUUUGAACGACCAAUCAGAAUUUAGCGAUUUUGUCUGGACGAAUCAGAGCGAUCAUGCUCGACAUUCAAAACUAGUCUAGAUUUUUAAUAAAUUUGCAAGUCCAAUGACAUGAUUACUCUAUUGGAAAAUUUAUUCAUGUGGACACUCAUUUUACCAAAAAUAUAAUAAAUAUAAUGUACCUAUGGAAAGGAAAGUCGGACAAUAUCGCGACGUGCACAGUCGUCGCGACACCUCUCUAGACAAAUACAACUAGUUGAGUACAGACAGAUAUAUUUUUGUUACAACUACUAUUGUAUCUUUAUUAAAAAUAAAGAAAUUGAAAUUUUGUACAAUUACGCAGUUCAUUUCUAAAGAUACUAGGCUUUUCAUUGGUUGAAGUACUUUCCACCUAUGUUAUUGGAUCAAAUUCGUGUACAGUGCCGCCAACUAAACCGACCCUCUGACGCACAAUCACUUUUUAUAAGUCAGCUGUCAGGAGGUCAGUCAAGUUUGCGUCACUAUAGUUGAGUUGCCAUUAUCAUCUUUAUGUGGUGUCCCAAUUUACUCAUCUUGUUAAGUUCGAAUGCACCUUGUAUCAUCCGCUAUGACAUUUUCCUUUCUGGCCACACUGAAUGUCACAUAAUUUAAAGUUUGCAUUACUGUAUGUUUUAGGUACGGAUGUAAGGAUAGUUUUUAUGUAUCAUUUUUGUAAAUGUAAUAAUUGUUUUAGAAAUGACAGUCUGAUCUCUUAUGGUAAUAAAUGCGUGUGUUAGGUUGUUGUAACCAAGUGUUGUCAGCAGUGGCGCCAUCGGUGUACUAAACGUACAACUGAAGACUGAACUAACUCGCGAACCAGCUUAUUUGUAAAUACUACUUUGUUAAGCAAAAUAGUUAUAAGUUUUCUUUACCUUUUCUCACUCGUGUAAAUAAGUAAGCUGGUUUGUACAAAAUAAAAUCUUUUUGUUAUGUACUCGAUGGUUGCCACCGGUCUGAGUUACAUUCACUUCUGUUUUAGACUGUACAAUGGCUGGAAUUAUUGAAAAAAAACUUCUUAGUUUUAUUGAGUUACGGUCAUACAAUCAUAGAACCACAAACAUAUCUUCAUUAAUUCAGUUCAAACGAUAUUCACAAACGCCUCCCUACAACACAUCAGUUGCUUUAAAUCUGGACAUUUAAAAAAACAGACCUCAUUCCUGCUGUUUCCAAAUUCGAAUAUUUGCUCACAUCUGUCCCCUUCUAUUUGAUAUAAAUGAAUAUUGGAUUCUAUCGUUUAAUAAUUAAUUGUAGUAGGUAUUGAAAAUGUAUAGCGAUUUUAAAGUCAUAAUUAUUUGCGAGAGAGCUAGGCGGCUACCUACGGGACGCUUUAAGAGUACAAAUUCUGUGUAAGCCCCUACUUGAGUGUUAAUGGUAAAUGUUAAUUUUAAACUCGAAACAGGGAGAAUUUUAAUAAAAUUAGUGCGCGUUAAGCGGCGGCGGAGAUCCGGUCAUCUGCCUUUGAUGUUGUCUCUUCCUUAUCAGACUAUCCUAUCGCUACAGUGAGCCUCGGUUGCGACUCUUCGAAUCACACGAUUCAACCUUACUAUGUAUCAUAAUCUAAGACCGCGCCCCAUUCGCAGUCUUCAGGCAGACAUGGCUCCACAAGCGAAGUAGCGCAAUAUGCAGGAAAUUAUUUUACAGAAAAGCAGGCAAGGAAGACUGAGGGUGAGGACGCAAAAACUAGAAAAUUGUCAAUGUUAGUUAGAAUUUACAUUUGUCACUGUAACGAUAGGGUAUUAGAACCAUACGUGGCACUGUAUGCGCGUAACAUUAGAUAAGAAAUGUGUCAUUAGAAAUGAAAUUGUUAUUGCAAUAAACUUUUCUCUGCGCAGCUCUGCAAUGGCAUCACAGAUUUCGGUCCUAAGCUCCUAAAACUGAAAAAAAAACUAGCAAAAUUCUAAAUUCAAACAACGGUUUUCCGAGUUUAGAACCAACCAAAUAUCAACUUUGUCAGAAACAAAAUUUAGUCCGGGCAUUGUAAAAAUUAAAAUGUAAAUAUUGAAGCCAAAAUUUUUAUAUAAAAUUAGAUAUUUCAUAUUUUGGACCAAGUUGAGUGCCGUCUGUGUCGCCAUUUUGGAGUUUCGCCUAUUUUAAUGACGUCACGGUCAAAAACGCGGGAACAGAACACCGAAUUUAAAAGGAAAAUAAAAUCAGCCAGUAUUUUUCGGAACUGCAUUAAAGCAUAGACAACCGUUUACGCGUUUUUAAUCAUGGGUGAAAUGAAAAAGCUGUACAUAACAGCAUGUGACGUCACGCAUCGUGCGUAAGCGUGUCGUUGUCGAGUGUAGUGACGAAUGAUAGAAUACCAAUAACUAAAUGCUUAGUGACCGAAGCAUUGUUCUAUGUAAUAACGAAUUGUGGCACAUAUAAUUUACUAUAUGUAAAAAGUUAUAGAACUAAUUUAAUAAAAUUAUAAAUAAAA